AUGCACCCAGUAUACAAAAUCAACUUUGGAAAGAAUUAUGGCAAUUUGCUCAGCAUUCUCAAUCAACAAGUGGACCAUACCUCCUUAAUCACUUUGGCCCAAUUCUACGGCCUACCUUUAAGAUGUUUCACAUUCCAAGAUUUCCAGCUAGCACCAACAUUGGAAGAAUUCGAGCGUCUUGUUAGGAUUCCUAUGAAGAACAAGUCACUAUUUGAAGGGAUAGAUGAAUCUUUUCCCCUUGAGGUCAUAGCUAGUGCGCUUCACAUGGAUGAAAAGGAAGCAGAGGCUAACUUAGAGACCAAAGGAAAGACCAAAGGAUUUUCACUAAGUUUUCUUUUGGAAAGAGCUCAUACCCUAUUGAAGGCAGAAAGUUGGGAUGCUUGUUAUUCUGCUAUUGCAUUGGCCAUCUAUGGUGUCGUCCUGUUCCCGAAUAUGGAUGGUUUUGUAGACAUGACUGCUAUUUGUGUUUUCCUGACUGGAAACCCAAUACCCACUUUGUUAGCCGAUGUCUACUAUUAUAUAAUUCAUAGGUAUACUAAGAAGAAGGGAUUGAUUGCUUAUUGUGCUCCUUUAUUGUAUCAAUGGUUUCUAGAACAUCUUUCGAAGAUAGGUGCUUGGGUUGAAAAGACAGAUGUUAGUUGGCCUCAGAGAUUGGGAUCACUCCGAUAUGAAAAUCUCUCUUGGUACUCCAAAGAAUACAUCAACAUGGAUAUCAUAUUUAGUUGUGGAGAUUUCCCAAAUCUACCGCUUAUUGGAACUCAAGAAUGUGUGAAUGCUAACCCAGUUCUAUCACUUAGACAACUCGGCUACCCAAUGGAAGGCCCUCCAGAGGCAAAUUCUUUGGGAGCUUUCUUGUUACUUGACUUUGGGGCUGAGAAUCCUAGCUUAUUCCAGUAA
This is a messenger RNA of Lathyrus oleraceus (garden pea), 897 nucleotides long. RefSeq lists its product as uncharacterized. The transcript has a single exon. Bases 1 to 897 code for a protein of 298 amino acids. NCBI's taxonomy places the organism in Eukaryota, Viridiplantae, Streptophyta, Magnoliopsida, Fabales, Fabaceae. The record is from RefSeq and is a predicted model, not a curated record.